CGCAGGGAGGAUGUAUGUCACAAGUGUUUCAAACGCUCUUUUUUUUCUUAAAUUGAAACCACACGAACUUCCUUUUCUACCUUCCUUGUAUUGUAAUUUGCGCGUCAAGAGACAGUCAGAGGAGUUGACAGCAAUGAUGUAUAUAUUAUACACAUUGGUUUGAGAAAGAGAGGCGCGAACAUGUAGCCUAGGCGUUGUGUUGAUAAAGGUUGAAACAUUUAUCCAGGAUGAACCGUUCCAGUAAAUUGUCAUCUGAAAAACAGAAGAAAACCUGGAUGAAAUACGCAGUGCUAUGCUGACAACAAGAUGCAACUCGAGACCGGUGAGCGCAGUGGGAGAAACCAGAAUUGAAACCUGCGGUGCUUCAGUGAAGCCAUCUUGUCUGAAGAGGAUCACUGUAACGCAGACGGAGGGAGUCAGGAAGCAGGUGCAGUCGCCCCCCCCCACCUCAUCUGAUGGAGAGGCCGUCUUCUACAACCAGGCGCCAGGCCUGGUUCCAGACCGGUCGCCAGUGGCCUACCCUGAAAGAACAAGAUCCACAGGGACCUCCAUCCACCCACCCGUCUGUUCCACACCAGUCUGCAUCAGAGGAUGAUGUCUUCUCAGAUGGAUGCUCAGCAGGAAAGAUUGAGAGCUGGCUGCUGGGCUGUGGGCUGGAGACGGACUCAGAAAACUCUAGACAUAAUCUGACUGUUGAGUCUCUGCUGAAAUCGAAAAGUUUUGAAGAUGACCUGAGUCUGGGGGCUGAGGCUACAGUAUUAAAUGUUGAGGAAGGAGUCUCAGAACUGAGUACUCCCCACCAGAGGCUGGCUCUGUCCCUUCUCCACCUGGGUCACAGUCUGGCCUCCAGUGGGCUCUCCAAAAGCACCAGUAAAGCCUCGAGUGUGUCGGAGGCCCUGCAGAUGUGUGCGGAGGAUGCAGAGGAGACUCUGUACCAGUUAGGGUUUGGUUGUGAUGAGCCUGAGGUCACGGCCCGUAUACCUAUCCGCUUCAUCAACUUCCCCUCCCAUGCCCACGGCAUCAACCUCCGCCUCUUCCUUCAGUCCCAACUGCACCGGCUCCGACAGGAGGACCCAGGACUCUCCCUGGCCAGCCGUUUCAGGCAGGUAGAGGUGCUGACAGCCAUGGCCAACGCCUUCUACUCCCUCUACUCACACGUGUCCCGCACGCCCCUCCAGAAGCUCGCCCCUCCUGAGUUCAGCUUCUCCCCCACCGCUGACAGGCAGAUCGGACGGCGCUUCAUGGGAAGUGUCCGCAGCGAACCGAGGUCUCCAGUGGAACGACUCAAGGAUACGGUUUCUAAGAUGUGCCUGUAUACUGGCUCUGGGGCUUCUGCCCGGCUGGGCUCGGACUCUGCCUGCCCCAGACCAGGACUCUCCCCCGGGCCUGGGUCGGCACCCAAGAAGAGAAGCAGCCUUCCUGACUUGGUGGGUCUGGUCCUGGAGAACACCAAGGCAGAGCCUUUAUCCAGAGACAUGGAGGAGGAUAAUCAGGAUACAGGGGAGAGUAAUGAGACGAGUGCUGCUGUGGACACGAUGGUGAGAGAUAGAGAGAUAGAGACACAGGGACACAUAGACAGGGAGGGGGAGCAGGGGUUGUUUUCAGAUGUACAGGAUAUGGACACUGGGGAUAGUAACAAGACCUGUGCUGUGGGCACACGUCUGUUCAGGGGCAGAGAGACAGAGACACCGGGAGAUAGAGACACAGUCAGGGACAAGGAGUUGGAGCAGGGAUCGUCAUCAGAUGGGGAUGGAGUUGAUUUAGAGAGGGAGCGACAUUCUGACAGAACACCCAACCUUGGGGCAUCAUCACUUUCAGAAUCGGGUCAUCAAAGAGAGCCCAGUAGUAGGAAGAAGCUGGACUUUGGCCUUACUACUCCAAGACCUACUUGUGAAGUUGGAGAAACUCAAAACACAAUUCAUCCCACAGGCUGGGCAACGGUAGUGGCACCGGUCGCCAAGGUUACCCAUGACAUCACCCGUCCUCAGAUCGUUGAGUGUGUUCACCAGGCUCCGUACAGCAGUCAACUACAACAGAGGAAUAGUAACACACAGACGGUGGACAUUUUGUCCUCUGAGAACGUCAGAAGAUCUGACCGAUCCUUCACCACAUCGGACGGACUACACAAACCCAGGGAGGAGGAUUUCUUAACUACCAGUAACGCAGCCAAGAGUUUAGAGGUCACAGUAACUCCCAUGUCUAAGGUGGAGUCUAGUUUGGGAGAAACUGGAACACGGGUUGUGUCAACGUUCGUGUCUAUAGAGCUCCUUAGUUGCAGGAAGUCCCCUUGUCUCAUCACUGUUACUGAUGUGACACCACCUAGUUCUUUAGACACAGAUGCACCUGAGAUGAUUCUCCCUGCCAGUGGUGGGAGCACAGUGGAGCCUCCAGCAGCCCAGUAUUAUCCAGGUGUAUGGAGGAACAAGAGGUACCUGAGUCCUCUGAAACCAACAUCACUCCAAGGGCAGGUCUCCCAAACUAUUCAACAGGCCAACUCCUUUGAGCUGGAGGAGGUACAGAGCGCAGGGGAGGAAGACUUCGGACAGCAAGAAACUAUAAGGUCGACAUCUUUGUCACGGUCCACUGUCAAUCAAAACAAAGGUCUGGUGGUUCGAGGGGACAGCAUGCAAUCAGACAGUAGUGGCUACGCUGAUGACGACUCCCCUGACAGAGACAAGAGCUGAUGAACAGGACCCUCGGGGAAAUGGACUCCGGGAGCUAUUAUUUACAUGAGUCAUACAAACAUAUUGAGCCACUGAAGGUACAGUCAGAUACGGAUUGUUAUUGUGAAUGACAUCAUGAAAUCAGGUGGCAUUCUGACCACACCCACUUCGACGUCACACUUCAACGUUGACUUCUGUUGGUUAACACAUUGCCCCGUAGGCAUAUUUAACACACAGAUCAAGUUUCCUAACCUGAUGCGCAGGCAUUGCCUCAACCAACAGUUGUGUGCCAGACAAUGCAAUGUGGUUCGCUGACAUGUUUAAAUACUUGUCCAGGCGUUGUAAGAUCUUCAGUGUAAGUCGGACAGGAACUCAACCCUUCGGUUUUGAUUGUGUAGACCGUCUUGUGUCCAGUGUUUCUGUUGACAGUCAUUAAUCCAUGCUAGUGCUGUGCCUUUUGUGAAAGUCGUUAUUUAUGAAUGUUAAAAAUAAAGUGAUUUCAAGAAACA
Messenger RNA from Oncorhynchus keta (chum salmon), 3172 nucleotides. RefSeq names its product thymocyte expressed, positive selection associated 1 (gene tespa1). The record is from RefSeq and is a predicted model, not a curated record. The coding region runs from base 456 to 2684 and encodes 742 amino acids. NCBI's taxonomy places the organism in Eukaryota, Metazoa, Chordata, Actinopteri, Salmoniformes, Salmonidae. The transcript is spliced from 12 exons. Gene Ontology annotation, molecular function: signaling receptor binding.